AUGGUGGAAAACAGCAAAGGAGGUCAAUAUGCGCUAGCAAUAUCGUCCAUUGUAACCGACUUGAUCAAAGCUUAUGAGGCAGGAGAUACACUCAACUUUACAAAGUUGAAGGGAACAGCCGCCAAAAAGUACAAACUCACUGGAAUUCCCAAGAUGGCGGACAUUCUACAAGCCUUGCCGAUUACGUACCGUGCCAAACUGUGGCCGUUUUUGCAAACCAAACCAGUGCGAACCGCCAGUGGUGUCGCCGUCGUCGCUGUCAUGUCAAAGCCUCAUCGAUGCCCACACAUUGCCUACACUGGUAAUGUUUGCGUCUACUGUCCCGGUGGUCCGGAUUCGGAUUUUGAAUACUCCACCCAGGCCUAUACGGGGUACGAACCAACCUCGAUGCGGGCCAUUCGAGCUCGGUACGAUCCAUUUUCGCAAGUCAAGGGCCGUGUGGCACAACUCAAGGCUAUUGGACACACUGUCGAUAAGGUGGAGUUUAUUGUCAUGGGAGGUACCUUUCUGUCACUCGAUAAGGAAUACAAGGAUUGGUUCGUCCGAAAUCUGCACGAUGCUCUUAGCGGAUAUCACUCCAACAGCGUCCGAGAAUCCAUUCGGUAUUCCGAACAUGCCAAGACCAAGUGCAUUGGUAUUACCAUUGAAACGCGUCCAGAUUACUGUCUCAAACCGCAUUUGGAAGAAAUGUUGAGUUAUGGGUGUACGCGGAUUGAAAUUGGAGUCCAAAGUAUCUACGAAUCAAUCGCGAGGGAAACCAAUCGAGGACACACGGUGGCAGCUGUCUGCCACUCCUUCCAACUGGCCAAGGAUUGUGGAUUCAAGGUGGUGACGCACAUGAUGCCCGAUCUGCCUAACAUGGGAUACGAACGUGAUUUGGAAGGCUUUAUGGAAUACUUUGAGAAUCCGCUCUUUCGGUCGGAUGGAAUGAAGUUGUAUCCUACUCUAGUCAUCCGAGGCACUGGGCUGUACGAAUUGUGGAAAACGGGAAGAUAUCAAAACUACACGCCGGACCAAUUGGUGGAACUGACUGCCAAAAUAUUGAGUCUGGUGCCACCAUGGACACGCCUGUAUCGAAUCCAGCGAGAUAUUCCCAUGCCGUUGGUGAGUAGUGGUGUGGAACAUGGAAAUUUGAGAGAAUUGGCACUGCAAAAGUUAAAGGAUUGGGAUCUUCCUUGUUUGGAUAUCCGCACGAGAGAAGUUGGCAUGAAGCAAAUUCACUCGGCAGUGACUCCCGAUCAAGUUGAAUUGAUUCGACGAGACUACACUGCCAAUGGUGGAUGGGAAACCUUCUUGACAUACGAAGAUCCUUGUCAAGACAUUCUGAUUGGAUUGUUGCGAUUGCGCAAGCCAAACAUGUCGUCGGCCUUUAUGAAGGAAAUCACCGAUGUCCCGUGCUCGAUUAUCCGUGAGUUGCAUGUCUAUGGAUCAGCGGUCGCCGUGGCAGCUCGAGAUCCCACGAGGUUUCAACAUCAAGGUUUCGGUAUGAUGUUGAUGGAAGAAGCGGAACGGAUUGCACGAGAAGAACAUGGGUCAGAGAAGAUAUUGGUGAUCUCGGGUGUCGGAACAAGACAUUACUACCGAAAGAUUGGAUAUGAGCUGGACGGUCCGUAUAUGAGUAAGAUGUUGAUAUAG
Messenger RNA from Cylindrotheca closterium, 1635 nucleotides. The record is from the annotation of a GenBank genome assembly. NCBI's taxonomy places the organism in Eukaryota, Bacillariophyta, Bacillariophyceae, Bacillariales, Bacillariaceae.